Dermochelys coriacea (leatherback sea turtle) is the source of this 693-nucleotide messenger RNA. It is a transcript of the gene CCDC90B, whose product is annotated as coiled-coil domain containing 90B. The annotation marks the transcript as partial. Gene Ontology annotation, cellular component: mitochondrion. NCBI's taxonomy places the organism in Eukaryota, Metazoa, Chordata, Testudines, Dermochelyidae. The record is from RefSeq and is a predicted model, not a curated record. The transcript has 5 exons.
UUCCCAGGGCGCACUGGGGCGCCCGCCGGAAGAGCCGGAGCCGCGCGGCGGAGGAGGCGGAUGAAGGGCAGCGGGCUGGGCCGGAGGCUCCUGGCCUCGCGGGGCGGCUCGCGGCCGGGCCCGCCCUGGGGCGCUGCGCUGCCGGCCCCAAGGAGAGGUUUUGUUGCCACAGCCCCUGUGAAGUCAUAUGACAUGAGAAGAGUUGAAAUAACCCCACUGGAACAGAGAAAGCUAACCUUUGAUACCCAUGCAUUGGUACAAGAGCUGGAAGUGCAUGGUUUUGUUAAAGAGCAAGCAGAGACCAUUGUAUCAGCAUUAACAACUUUGUCAAAUCUCAGCCUAGACACAGUCUAUAAGGAUAUGGUGACCCAAGCUCAGCAGGUGGAAAUAACUCUGCAGCAGAUAAUGGCACAUUUAGACUCUAUUCGGAAUAUGGUCAUCCUAGAGAAAAGUGAAUUUGCAAACCUGAGAGCAGAGAAUGAGAUGCCAUACCAUGGCAAGCGUGGAGCCCGCUCAGCUCACCGCUGCUGUUAUGAGCGUUGUAAACACCACAUAUUAUCCUGGAAUAUGUGCAGAACCGGGCUAAGAAAUGCCAGCACGAGGACAAUUGUGAUGAGGACAUGGACACAGAUGUUCCUGAAAGCACAGGCUGUGGCAAUUGGGACAUCAUGGCGGCAGUGGGGCUGGUUGAUA